GCUGCAGAUUCAUUCAAUCGCAUGAUCUGAGACUGAGGUAACAUUUCACUAGCAUGCAGAGCGAAACUCCGCAAGAGCAGGUACCAGACGCCAGGAAGGCGUACUUUCACUGGAGUUGGGGCUACCUUGAGCGUCUCCAAGUAUGAUAGACCGCUCGUACUAAAUUUGCCCCCGGUGGUUGUAAUACCCUCAACCCAUAUAACUCGAGUUCACGAUGUCCGACUUCCAACACUCACCGCACCUCAUCGAUCAACCAGACAUAUCUACAACCGAAUCGAACCCGUUUUCAUCCCUUUGUCUACCAGCAGAACUACGGAAUAAAGUGUAUAAAUUCGCUAUCGAAAACAAUCAUGACAUACACGAUAACAUGUGCCUUACACAUAUGGUACACGUACCAAGUCUUCCGCCUGACAAGCAGGGCGACACGGCCCGCAAAUCUUCCAUUGGUCUUAUCUCAACAUGCCAGCAACUGCGUACGGAGUUCCGGCCGCUGUUUUACAAAAACUGGGAUGCCUUUAUAGACUUCUCCAAUCUUCUUCGCUUUCUCGAUACAUUCGCACCAAACAACACUUUCUUCCCAUCACUAACUCACAUUACGGUGCAUCUGAAAGAUGAAGACUGGGAUAUACAGGAAUGGAACUUGUUGGCUUUAUUACGCGUCAUGAAGCGUAUCCCGAAAACUACUUGGACUUUCGGACAUGCUUCGAAUAAUCUAUCAGCCGUGAGCUGUACAUGCGAUUCUCUUGAUUACCUCCGAAUUCUUCACAAACUUGGGUUUCUGGAUACACUGGGGCUCGAUUCCUAUGAUGCACUUUACUUCGCUUAUUCGGCCGGGGAUCGACACGUAGCCAUGAUGCCUGUGGAUUGCCCAGCGUUGUACGAUGGCGAGUGGAAGAUCGUGCCUUACAAUGAAGCAGGCAUUUUGACUCAUAGUGAGAAGGAGAAAGUCAUUAGCCAUUGUAAAACCCUCUCGGGCUUAUCAUUGUGCGAUUUGGAGAUGGGAGAAGCGAGGCAAGGGACAAAUGUAGUAAAUGUGCAGGUAUGCGCAACAACGACAGGAAAAGACAGGUCAACAUAUGUACUGGAAGCUGGAGGAGGAACUUUGAUUGAAGUUGCUAAAGAGGUUUCCACAAAAGAGACACCAGGGCGGACAAGUGGCUAAGGUGCGGUGAUAAAAGUCACCAAUCCACCGCGCUUUGGUCUGCGGUAGAACGAGAAUCCGCUUUUGAGAUGGAGGAAUAAUGAUAGCGUCGAUAUGUUCCUAGGGUAUGUGUCGCUGCGAUUGACUACGAUGCGUGACAUUGCGAUAGAUAUAUACUAGGGUAGUAUCAAUGCUAGCCUACAACAGCUCAC
Alternaria rosae is the source of this 1353-nucleotide messenger RNA. RefSeq lists its product as uncharacterized. NCBI's taxonomy places the organism in Eukaryota, Fungi, Ascomycota, Dothideomycetes, Pleosporales, Pleosporaceae. The record is from RefSeq and is a predicted model, not a curated record. The coding region runs from base 215 to 1162 and encodes 315 amino acids. The transcript has a single exon.